AUGUCCAAUUCUACCUUGUAUAAAACCUUUUAUAAUUUUUUACUCGAGUCACCGCCAGCACAUAUCACAGCAUUUUCUGUCAUUUAUCAAGUAGUAGAGGAUGAUACGUGGAAUUCAAAAGAUGAUUUAAGACAAGCGGUUCACCAGGCAGUUACAAAGCUAAAAGGCGGUUAUGAUAAGAACUCAGAAAAGUAUCAAAAACUUGAUGAAAUCUCUUUGAAGUUCGAUGAUGCAUAUGAAGGUGUAUGCAGUCUUAAGAAUAUCAGAAAAUCAAACCAAGAAGACGAACUCACUCCGAAUGAAAUCGAGACGAACUUGCGAUCAUUAAAAACUAAUCUUGCAAGUAGCGAAGCUCCAUAUGCACAACAUUUUCGAAAGUAUUUAAAGAAAAAGAAGAAUACCUCAAACCUAUCAUGGGAAGUCCCACUUGCAAGUCAAGUAAUUUGUGCAGAUUCAGAAAUGGUGAAAUUAUUAGAAAAAGAAGACGUAGAAGCAUACAACUUUUUUAUGGAUCCUGCGGAACGUAUGAAAGUAGCAACUCCUUCCGUUAUAAAAAAUAAGUGUGAUGAGUUUGUUAAUAACUUCAUGGACAGUAUUACGGAUAUUUCAGAUAACAGAUUUUCGCACGAUAAAAGCUGGAAGGAAUCUGACGAAAAUCUCGCAAAAGUUACUACGGACAUCCUUGAAAUAUUAAGGGAUGUCUGGAAAAAUCCAGCUUUCGGACAGAAGUUAGCCAAAUCGCAAAGCGAAGGUACAUACAUGACAAAUGUGAUUGUUCCAUUGAUUCGUGCAUCAUUAAAAGACCUUCCAAUUGGAAAGUCUGGCUACAUUAGCAUAGCGGAACGAGAAAGUAUAGCCAAGAGUUCUCGUAUCGUUUGCGAUAAACAAAAAAAGGAUGAUGAUGAGGUGAAAUUAUGGAGGGAGAUGAAUGAUGGUAUGUACUGGGCUCACAAAGGAUGUAAACCAGACAAAGAUAACUUCGGUAUCAUUGGAAUUCAAGUUAGAGGAAUCGAAAUGCGCUUAAAUACUAUUGUUCGGGGCGUGGACGAAAUAGAUAGACUCUAUAAUUUAUUUACAGUUGAGAUUCCAAUACAACCAACGGAUGAAGAUAUUGUUUUUAGAUUUGUGGAAGCAUUAUUGACAUUACGAAAUAUCCUGCACGUCAAUAUAUCUCUCCUGUUUUAUGCACCCCCAAUUAGUUCAAGUAGUAAUACAGAAAAUAGUUCUACGGUAUCUUCUCCACGUAGAGAAGAAGAAAAAAUAAGAACAAGAAAGAAUAGUCCGAAUUUUUAUGAUGAUUGUAUUGAACAGUUGAAAGAUGUAGGAAAUUUGAUCUCCAGAACGGUGGCUUGUGAAGCAUUAAAUGAACAAUAUGACGAUGCCGAAUGCAAUCCUUAUAGGUAUACUAAAAUACCUUCAUCAAUUAAUCCUUCACAUAAUCCAAUUACUUAUAAAUAUGAAUCGGCUGAUAUUUACACAGAGGAUCCCACAUUUAUUGGGUUUCAAUCGAAACCUAAAACAUUCAAUAAUAAUGAUACUUGCUUAAAUAUUCUUGAUUUUAGAACUAUUUGUUGUAACCGUCAGGUUUCUGUUACUGUCUCUCAUAGUGUCUUCCCCCAGACCCAUCUUUAUGUCGAUGGAAAAAUGUUUAGUGAGCAAGAACAGACUGACCUUGAUCAGUUUAUCCUAUAUGGAGGCUGUCAGUCAGAUUCUUCUAAAUUAUCUAAAGAUGGUCAUGGGAAAAUCGCACCUUCUG
Messenger RNA from Cetraspora pellucida, 1756 nucleotides. NCBI's taxonomy places the organism in Eukaryota, Fungi, Glomeromycota, Glomeromycetes, Diversisporales, Gigasporaceae. The record is from the annotation of a GenBank genome assembly.